Molecule: messenger RNA, 1647 nt
Organism: Hydra vulgaris (swiftwater hydra)
Lineage: Eukaryota; Metazoa; Cnidaria; Hydrozoa; Anthoathecata; Hydridae
Product: beta-1,4-N-acetylgalactosaminyltransferase bre-4
Biological process (GO): carbohydrate metabolic process
Cellular component (GO): Golgi apparatus
Molecular function (GO): galactosyltransferase activity
Source: RefSeq, a predicted model, not a curated record
UUCUAUGUUUAGCUUGUUUAUUAUUUAAUUUGAUUUAAAACCUAAUAGCAAAUGUUGAGAAAUUGGAUUUUGGAUAAGAGAAUAACUCAUGUUCAUUUGCACACAGAUGUUGAUUUAUAGUAAUAAUUCACAAGUUAAAUAUUGUGAACAGAAUUUCGCAGCACUGAUUUGGUUUUAUGCAAACUUAGAAGAAUGUUUCUCUCAAGAUUGAGAUAUUGCUUACUUUUUUUUGGUUGUGUAAUCAUUUUUUUUGUGGUGAUGCACAUGUUUAGUAAAAAUUAUUUUAAAAUGCUGAACUCUGUUAAUGUUCCAUGGCAACAUAUUUCAAAUAGAAAUAAUGAUGAUACAAACAGCAAAAUUGAUUUUGAAAAUAAAAUUUCAUUCCGAAAUCAUAUAGAUAAAUCUGAAGUUGUUAAUAUUAAAGUGGAAAAAGAAAAAGAAACAUAUACAAUAAAUGAAAGUAGUUCUGAUAUCAAAUUAGUAUCAAAUCAGGAUAAUAAUGUUAAGAAACCUAAUGUUGAGUUGGAUUUAAAAAUAGAAAAUAUAAUUUCAAAUACAAUAUCAAAUAUUACUAAUGAACAAAUAAAUAGCAAUCAACCCUGUUCUUUGAGAGGAUCAAGGCUUGUUGGGGCACUAUAUGUUGAUCAGUCUGUACCAAGUCUAAAAGAUUUAGAAAAAAUGUACAGUGUGGAUUUUGGUGGAAUGAUUGAAAAAGGUGGAUGGUGGAAACCCAAACAAUGUGUUGAAAGGGUCAAGGUAGCAAUAGUGAUUCCGUUCAGAAACCGCAAUGAUCAGUUAUUAAUUUUUCUACGCCACAUGCAUCCUUUACUGAUGAGACAAGAGUUAUAUUACAGAAUAAUUGUUGUAGAGCAGCUAGAAAAUGAUCCUUUUAACAGAGCAGGACUUUUCAAUGUUGGAUACACCGAAGCAUUAAAGAUAGCAGAUUUUAAUUGUUUUAUAUUUACUGAUGUGGACUUACUUCCUGAAGAUGAUCGCAAUUAUUAUGGUUGCCCGACAUCACCUCGACAUAUGUCUGUUGCUGUUGAUAAAUUUCAAUACCAACUUCCAUAUGAAACUAUAUUUGGUGGUGUAGCAGCAUUUACAAAGGAACAUUUUGUUAGUAUCAAUGGAAUGUCAAACCUUUUUUGGGGUUGGGGAGGAGAAGAUGAUGAUCUUUACAGAAGGAUUGUUACUAUGGGCUACAAGUUGACUAGACCUUCUUUAUUGACUGGCCGUUACACUAUGGUAAAAUUUAAUCAUUUUCAAAGUUCUCAGGCAGAUCCUAACAGAAUGAAUUUAUUGAAGAAUUCCGAUGAACGAAUGACAGUCGAUGGCUUAAACACCUUAAAAUAUACUUUGAAAGAGGUUGAUCAACAGCCCUUGGUCACUUUUGUCAGAAUAACAAUGUCUAAAUCCAUGUACAAUAUGUAAUGCGCUUCCUCUAGAUUUUAAUUGAAGGACAAUUUGACACUAGAUAGAUUUGACACUAAAAUCUUACACUUAUAUCCGAAAUGUUAAUCGAUAUUUACACUUAUAUCCGAAAUUUACAAUCGAUAUCGAAAAUGUAAAAGUCUAAAUAUCGAAAUCGGUAUUUGCACUUAUAACCGAAAUGUUAAUCGAUAUUUAAACGAUUAAAUCAGUUAUUUA